Myripristis murdjan (pinecone soldierfish) is the source of this 2852-nucleotide messenger RNA. Its product is annotated as phosphatidylinositol 5-phosphate 4-kinase type-2 beta. Gene Ontology annotation, molecular function: 1-phosphatidylinositol-4-phosphate 5-kinase activity; 1-phosphatidylinositol-5-phosphate 4-kinase activity. The record is from RefSeq and is a predicted model, not a curated record. Lineage: Eukaryota; Metazoa; Chordata; Actinopteri; Holocentriformes; Holocentridae. The transcript has 10 exons. The coding region runs from base 480 to 1718 and encodes 412 amino acids. Gene Ontology annotation, cellular component: plasma membrane. Gene Ontology annotation, biological process: phosphatidylinositol phosphate biosynthetic process.
UCUUGACUGGCAAGUGCAACACAGACGCCAUCUUGAGGAGACCCCAAACGCUGGUUGGUGGUGACUGACAACAAUCUCAGGCGCAUCAUAAUGGGAUUACCUAGCUCCAAGUGAAAUACCCUCCGCUGGUUUUUGGGGUUGCAGACGGCAGGAGAGAGGCGAGGAGCUGCUCGGCGGGUCUCCGCAGCUCCACACAGGCACACCCCCCCUCUGUAGCUAGAUGGCCGGCUAGCUCUCCUCUCCGCCAGCUGGUCUCCGGACUCUACCGUGGCCUGCUCGGGAGGAAGGGUGGUGACGGCGCAAAAUGCACCACCGCUGACUUCAAACGAGACACUCUUUGAUUCAGAGACACUGCGAGCUGGACGACGAGCACCAUGCACUUAUAAAUUUGUCGGCUCUUAACGUCUAAUUGGUUUGUACAGAGGCUGCGCCGUUAGCUUGAACAACCGUUAGUGCCGCCUGAGCUCCCGGCCAGAGACAUGUCGUCCAACUGCACCAGCGUAGCGCCUGUGAGCGCUAGCAAAACCAAGACGAAAAAGAAACACUUUAUAGGACAGAAGGUGAAACUAUUCCGUGCAAGCGAGCCUAUUCUCAGCGUUUUAAUGUGGGGUGUCAACCAUACGAUCAACGAGUUAAGUAACGUGCCUGUACCAGUAAUGCUGAUGCCAGAUGACUUUAAAGCCUACAGUAAGAUCAAAGUGGACAACCACCUUUUUAACAAAGAAAACCUGCCUAGUCGCUUUAAGUUCAAAGAGUACUGCCCAAUGGUGUUCCGCAACCUGAGGGAGAGGUUCUGCAUCGAUGACCAGGACUACCAGAACUCUCUGACGAGGAGCGCCCCACUGAACAGCGACACCCAGGGCCGCUUCGGAAACCGCUUCCUGUCCAGCUACGACCACCGCUUUGUCAUCAAGACUGUGUCAAGUGAGGACAUCGCUGAGAUGCACAACAUCCUCAAGAAAUACCACCAGUUCAUAGUGGAGUGUCACGGCAGCACGCUGCUCCCCCAGUUCCUGGGCAUGUACAGGCUAACAGUGGACGGCGUGGAGACGUAUAUGGUGGUGACCCGGAAUGUAUUCAGCCAUCGCCUCACUGUGCACCGCAAGUAUGACCUGAAGGGUUCUACUGUCUCAAGGGAAGCCAGCGACAAAGAGAAGGCCAAGGAACUGCCUACCUUUAAAGACAACGACUUCCUGAAUGAAGGCCAUAAGCUGCAGAUAGGAGAUGACAACAAGAAGUACUUCUUGGAGAAGCUGAAACGUGACGUAGAGUUUCUGGCCACCCUGAAGAUCAUGGACUACAGUCUGCUGGUGGGCAUCCAUGAUGUGGAGCGGGCAGAGCAGGAGGAGAUGGACGUGGAGGGUGGAGGAGAUGAGGAAGAGUAUGAGAAUGACGGGAUGGGCGGUGGCGCGCUCACUGGUUCCUUUGGCACCCCUCCCGACAGUCCUGGCAACCCCCUCAAUUUUGGCGGAUUCUUCGGCCCCGGAGAGUUUGACCCCUCGGUGGAUGUCUACGCAAUCAAGAGCCACGACAGUGCUGUGAAGAAGGAGGUAUACUUCAUGGCUAUCAUCGACAUCCUCACGCACUAUGACGCUAAGAAAAAAGCUGCACAUGCUGCCAAAACUGUGAAACACGGGGCGGGGGCUGAGAUCUCAACAGUGAACCCAGAGCAGUACUCCAAAAGAUUCUUCGAGUUCAUGUCCAACAUCCUAUCAUAGACUCAUCCUCUCCCAGUCCAGCCAACCACACCCUGUCAUAGAUCCAUCAGCUCCCACCCAAUUAUUUCUCUUCUCCCCCACCACUUUGGCUCAGUCCAGCCCCCCCUCCUCAGCCCCUCCCGGUAACCUCCCACAGCCGGGACAACAGACUGACAAGGAGGGAGGCACAGCAACGCGGCUGUUACACUGUCUCACAGAGAGAGGGCGCUGGACUCUAUUGAAAAAGCAACGUGGCCCUUUCCCUCUUCCUGUUCCCCCUUUUAAACCCUCUGCCCUGCCCUCCCUGCCUACACAGUGUAAGCAUCUUUCAAGGAAAACUUGUGAUACCCAUUGAAUUUGGAAUAAUGUCUGAGAAUCUCCCUGUACCACUUUUUCAGCUUCCUCCUCCACCUCCCUGUUCUCCUCACGCCAGCACGGGAACUGUCUCACAAAUGCCUUGAACGAGUGUGUCAGCUUCAGCAGUAAGAGUCUGUUAGUACAGUCUGUUCAGUUUCCGUUCAUAUUGUUGUUAUUAUUUUUUAUCACACACAUACGCACGCACGCAUACAAACACACACACACACACACACACACACACACACACAUACACGCACACACAGAUGCAGAAUGAUCAGAUCGCAUGAUAACUCCGCAGUAGCCAACAGGCUUUUCAACAACAACAAAAAAGAACCACUGCUGACAGAAAUUGGAACAACAGGCGAUAAACACAUUAAUAUGUAAUGGUUUAUUAAGUAAAUGAAUGCAAUAUCAAAAAUGCAUGGCUGAUAUGUACGAGUCUCCACCAGUAAGUUGAAACAUCCAACCACUGAACUUGCAUCUGAGUGUUAUGACUUAAAAAAAAGAAAGAAAAAAAGGAAAAAAAAUUGGUGUUUGAAUGUUACGUUGCCAUAUUGUUUUUGAAUAUUUUUGAAAUUUUAACCGUGAGCUUGGAGGUUGGUCUAAGAAAAUUCACAUAAAAAUGGGAAUUCCACAGCAAAUACUUGUUUUAUUACCAUAAGAAUCAUUUUUAUAUCUUGUUUACAUUUAAUGUAGCAAUUUUGUGUUUGUAUACAGUAUUGUUUUGUUACCAACAGACAUUAGAAAAAAAGUUACUUGAAACGAUUCAUUGCAUAUUAAAGGGAGUUUUAUCUUGUU